This is a messenger RNA of Penicillium expansum, 297 nucleotides long. RefSeq lists its product as uncharacterized. The record is from RefSeq and is a predicted model, not a curated record. Bases 1 to 297 code for a protein of 98 amino acids. The transcript has 2 exons. Lineage: Eukaryota; Fungi; Ascomycota; Eurotiomycetes; Eurotiales; Aspergillaceae.
AUGGCAUGUCCGGACAGCAAUGACUCGCAUCUACCAAUGCGCCUAGAGGCCGAAGCCUUUUCGGAGCCGUCGAGAAGUCAUAAUGAUACCCAGGAAUAUCUUCUAGUACGCCAAUAUGACCUACCAUCCUAUGAUAGAGGAAUUGGCGGACAUGGUCAUGUGACUGCGCUAGUUAAAUCACGUGCAACUCGGAUUAAGAUAAAAAGCUUUUCACUUCACACAUUUUCUUCUUCUCUAACAAUCAUUUGUGUGUUGGAGACCUUGAGACUCCAAUCCUUUAAUGUCGAGGAUUGUUGA